GAUCAAUCCAACCUAAUUAUUCGAUUCUCAAACAAUACACAAACAUGUCAAUGGACACUGAACACCGCCGCUACUCGGAAAUCUCCCAUGACGGCCGCCUCACCAUGAAAUUCAGCUUAAAAGUGGCCAACAAAAUCUUGCAACAAAGUCUCACAACCACCGCUAACGGUGGUCCUAAGAAUGUCGUAUGUUCUCCGAUCUCCAUCGACACGGUGCUUAACAUAAUAGCCCUUGGUGCAAAGGGUCGAACCCUAGACCAGUUGAUUGAGUUACUUGGGUACCAAGGUACCGAUAACUUUAAUGUCGUGGCGUCUAUAUUAGCCGACGUUCUCAAGGAACCAAAUGAUGGUGAUGGACUAGGAGUCUCUUUCGUUAAUGCUUUGUGGGUUAAUCGAUACUACACCUUAAACUCUUCGUUCCAAAAAGUUUUGAAGGAUUUGUACAAGGUUGAAGCUAAGGAGGUUGAUUUUGUGAAUCAGGUUGAUGAAGUGGUAAAAGAAGUAAACGUAUGGGCUGAAAAAGUCUCAAAAGGUUUUAUCAAAAAUCUCCUUUCAAAAGAUGCACUUUCUAAUGACAUAAUCUUGCUUUUGGUUAAUGCUUUAUACUUCAAAGGAACUUGGGUUGAGAAAUUCAAACAAGAGAAAACUAAAGAUCGAGACUUUUACUUGCUCAAUGGAAACAAAUUAAAGUUCGAGUUCCCUUCUUGAAAAUCAUUGGCGCACAUUAUGACUAUGGUACCUUUGAAGAAUGUCAAAUUCUUAGAAUGCUAUACGAAGAAGAAGUCUCGAAUAAGGGUGAAAUUAACGAAAAGGAGCUUUUCGAUGUACAUUUUCCUUCCAAAAACAAUGGACGGGUUGCCAAAUUUAUUGGAUAAAAUCAUUGAAAUGGAUUCAAACAUGUUCAAGGACAAAAUAAAUCUCACAUAUAAGCAAAUUAAAACACUUUUGAUACCUAAAUUCAAUUUUGAAUGUGAAUGUUCACUUGUUGAACC
Spinacia oleracea (spinach) is the source of this 991-nucleotide messenger RNA. Its product is annotated as serpin-ZX-like. The record is from RefSeq and is a predicted model, not a curated record. Gene Ontology annotation, molecular function: serine-type endopeptidase inhibitor activity. Lineage: Eukaryota; Viridiplantae; Streptophyta; Magnoliopsida; Caryophyllales; Amaranthaceae. The transcript has 2 exons. Bases 45 to 707 code for a protein of 220 amino acids.